This is a messenger RNA of Selaginella moellendorffii, 930 nucleotides long. RefSeq names its product phosphoglucan phosphatase LSF2, chloroplastic. The record is from RefSeq and is a predicted model, not a curated record. The coding region runs from base 26 to 856 and encodes 276 amino acids. NCBI's taxonomy places the organism in Eukaryota, Viridiplantae, Streptophyta, Lycopodiopsida, Selaginellales, Selaginellaceae. Gene Ontology annotation, cellular component: chloroplast. Gene Ontology annotation, biological process: starch catabolic process; protein dephosphorylation. Gene Ontology annotation, molecular function: protein tyrosine/serine/threonine phosphatase activity; starch binding; carbohydrate phosphatase activity. The transcript is spliced from 4 exons.
AAAAUUAGGGCCUUUGCUGUGAGCUAUGGCGUCUUUGGCGCCAGGCGCCUUCCUCUCUCCGCUCAAUCCGAUCGCGUCCAGCAGGAACACGAGGAUUUCAGUGCAAUGCGGGCGCGGCAUUGGCUAUCUGAGCGCUGGAUCCAGUCGAUCGUUGAAAUUAGGUUCGAUUUUGGUAGCAGCAGCAGCCGCGGAUCCAGAUACUUCGGCGGCAGCAGCUAAGUCUGACGACUACAAUCGAGCAAUGCAGCGGCAGAUGAGGAAUCCGUAUGAGUAUCACCACGAUCUAGGCAUGCAUUUCACUGUGAUAGAGAAGAAUCUCAUCGUGGGUUCGCAACCGCAGUGCAAAGAGGACAUCACUCGCCUGUACGAGGAAGAAGGCGUCCGGGCGAUCCUCAACUUGCAGCAAGACAAAGAUGUCGAGUACUGGGGUAUCGACUUGCCCGCGAUCAUGAAACAAUGUGCCUCUCAUGGCAUCGCUUACUUUCGUAUCCCGGCGCGAGACUUUGAUCCAAACUCGCUACGCAACGAGCUGCCAAGAGCAGUAGCUGCUCUCGAGAGCGCGAUCUCCAGCGGCAGCGUUUACGUCCAUUGCACCGCCGGCCUGGGAAGAUCACCGGCAGUGGCCAUUGCCUACCUCUACUGGUUUUGCGACAUGGAUAUGAACACCGCGUACUCGCUGCUCACAUCCAAGCGCCCGUGUGGGCCAAAGAAAGAAGCGAUUCGUGGCGCCACUUAUGAUCUAGCGAACGACGAUCCAUUCAAGCUUCCGCUGGAAAAGCUUCCAGAGGAUGCCUUCACGGACGUUUCCGAAGAAGAAAGAAGACUAAUCCAACAGCGCGUGAGAAAGCUUCGAUAGAAGUUCUACAAUCAUGGAAAUAAAUUUUAAUAGAUUUUAGGGCUCUUGGCACUAUGAGCCCUAAUUCUUGGCGA